AUGUCUCAUGGGGAGCGUCGGAGGGCGGGCCAAAGAAGUGCCGAAGGCGAAAGCCCACCCCGGACCGUGGAAGGCACGAUCACGUCAGUGCGAAAGCACAACGGCGUCGCUCCACCAGACUUAGCGGGCCGGAGCGUGAAGCUGAAGGUCAUAAAGCGAGCUGACAGAAGCAAGGAUGCCGUACAAGCACUGCCUUGCAUACCUGAUCAUGUCACGCCGCCAAGCUAUCGAGCUUCGCAUGAAGUUCCGCAUGAAGCGCAUGAAGCUCCAAAUGAAGCUUCGCACGAAGUUGAAGUUUUGCAUGAGGCUGCACGUGAAGCAUUUCAUCCUCCGCCAGCGCCAAUUAUUAGCCUGACAAAGGAGGAGGACGCCAGUGACGUGCUGCCUGUUGAGCAAGAGGACACCGACCAAGUGGAUGAGUUACGUGAUAUCGAGCAAGGCCUCAACAAGCCCAAGCCAGCAAGCUUGACACUCAUAGACUCUCAGGACACCGAGAGGCCGGUCAUGCCUACACCCACAGAUCCAGAGUGGGCAAAUAUGAUGAUCAAAGUGUUGGAGAAAUUGCACUCGCAUCAAAAGUUUAGGAAAACUGCCUUGCGAGCCCGCCGUCGGUACAAAUCAAACUGGUGGUUGGCAUUCCGGCUGUCUUUCUGGAUGCUGGUGAUCGGUGGUCCUGUCAUUGUGUAUCCCGUGGCCGAGUUCUUCAACACCUGGGGCGAUCGGAGCAGCAAAUAUAUGGCCAGCUUCGGCGUGGCGAUGCAGAACUUUUGUUAUUUGCUUGGGCCUUCGCUUGGUGCCUCGGUGCGCUAUUCCCUGGAGGGCUUCAUUGGGACGAUGCUUGCGCUCGGGAACGUCCUUCUGAUGAACCGGGCUUUCGGUUCGUACCUGAAAGGCGGUGCUUUUGCUACCCGCCAGGAGGUGACGGACCUCGCCCUCGGCCGAAUCAUUUACGCCUCCGAGUGGCUGCCCCUGUGCAACCUAGGCAGCGGAGAGCGCUUCGUUCAGACCAACAGCACGGCGGAGUUCCUGCGGGAGUGCUUCAUGAACGUCCACUGGAGUGCCGUGGACGAGGGGAGCUUGAGGGCGCUGAUCAUCCUGGGAGACUUGGCCCUCUUCACGGGCAUCUUCCUCUACAUUGGCUUCGGCACCUGCGUCCGUGUCUACGCGCUGAUCUACGUGCUCUACUGGGCCAUGGCCUUUGUGGAUCCCUCCUCGCCGGCUUUCAGCAACGAUCCAAGCGAUCCUUGGACCCAGAGCAUCAUGACCUGUGCCGGUGGCUUCAUCGCGGUGCUGAGCCAGCUCCUGCCCUGCCCAAACGACGCCCUGAGCAAGGCCACCAAGAGCAGCACGGAGCUCGCCGAGACGCUGAGCGCCGUCUUGGAGGCGCUGCCCUUCGCCACCACCCCCGAGGUCAACCUGGCCAUCCAGUCGUCUAUAGACGGGACCAGAGAGUGGUUGUCAGAUAUUGAGGGGCACCUGUCCUUCGCGUGGUUUGAGGACUUCGGCUUCUUACCAUCACGUUGCCGGAGGCGGAAGAAGCUGGAGGCCUACACAGAACUCAUGGCCGCGCUCUUGCAGCACGCUUCGAUGGCCAACCGCUUGGCGGCAAAGAUGCCGCAGUCGAAUGCUCAAAUCAUGGGGGCUACGCUGCCCUCUCUCCUGGACGUGUGCAGUGCUGCCGCAAGGGCAUUACCGGUCCCCGGCACGACCAUCGACGUGAGUGCAGCAGAGGACUUUGAGGAAGCUAUGGGCACAAUGAAGACCGAGUUUCCGAAGGCUGUUUCCCAGACAGUGCUCAGCGGAGAUAUGAUGAGCUUUGCGCUGGGUUUAUGCACAAUCGCAUCAGGAACGAUCUUGCGUCUCAAAGUGUUGGACACUGCUGUGUACGGCACAACCUGGAACCCUUUGAAGUUUCUGUCUGAUCUUGGAAACAGACUGGAGCUGCCGCAGACUCGAAACUACCCAUCACACUUGCGCUUCGUGGCUCGAAGCACGCUGGCGAUGGUAUUGGCUUUCUUGUUUGGCUGGGUUGGUUUGGAGAGAAUGCUGAAUGCCUACACGUCUGGAGCGUCAGCGACAGUCGCCACGGUCGUGUCUACUACCACGGGUGCUGGGUUCUCUCUGGGCUUGAUUACACGACGCCUGAACGCGGUGGUUGUCGGUACAGUCUUGGGGCACUCUCUCGGCCAAGUUCUGGCAGUCAAGACAGAGUUCCAUGCAGCAGUCUUCGCAGUGUGGUUGUGGUUUUACGCAUUUGUGCUGACUUUCCAGAUACUUCACUCAAAAGCGAAUGCCGGCGUUGCACUUCCCACCUUGGCAAUUGGCGUGUACUCUUUGGUGCCUGCAAGCGGUGUGUUCCGGGACUACAAUUCCUCAAUUGACCUGGGGGCUGAGUUGUACUUGGCCUCGAGUGUGAAGGCAGCCGUUCUAGGAGGAGCAAUCAUGCUGACUUUGGAUCUGCUGCUCUUCUCGAGUGCUCGAAGCCUUGUUCAGUAUCAGCUGAAGCACACCCUGAAAAAGUCCAUGGGGCUACUCUCCAGGGUCAUGGGCCUGAACAGCACGGACAAAGGAUCCGCCAACGCAGAUGGAUCUUCAAAUGAAGAGACUCUCGUCUUGCGACAUCUUGAUGAUCUGAAGAGACUCUUGCCCAGUGCCGCGGACGAGCCAGCCCCCCGAGGAAUUGAGUUUCCGUAUGAACUCUUCGUAAACCUCGAGGGCUCCUUCCGUACAAUUGUCUCGGAGCUGGGCACGCUCGAGUGGCUCUUCACAAUGAUCGGCGAGUCAGCGGCAUCGGUCUUGUCAGACAACCAGGACUUCAAGUCGCUUCUGCUUGAGAUGGAAGAGUACUUCACAACGGAGCUCACCAGCGUGGACGUGAUGUUGAAAGAUCUCUACAAACGAAGGCUGCAGGCAUCAACCUCCGACACCUCGGACGACACCGGUGCCGCCGCAAGCCUUCGACAUUCCAUCUUGGAACGAGGCUCUGAAGCCUUGAGGUCCGCGGCCUCGACUCCCAAACCCAGCCACGUGACCCGGAGAUUGUCUGGGCUCUUGGAGGCAGUGGGAAACCGAAAGCAGACCUUCCAGCAGCUGGUCGAGAAGAUGCGAAAGGUCGCGAACACCCACCGUGGAGACGACCCGCUCUCGGACUUGCUCUCCCAAGUCGAGAUGCUCCUGAGCGCACUGCACACCUGCAGCAAGGCGGUCAUCAACAUCCAGACCGCCCUGGCGCAGUACGGCUAG
Messenger RNA from Symbiodinium natans, 3243 nucleotides. The record is from the annotation of a GenBank genome assembly. NCBI's taxonomy places the organism in Eukaryota, Dinophyceae, Suessiales, Symbiodiniaceae.